Molecule: messenger RNA, 1965 nt
Organism: Penicillium verrucosum
Lineage: Eukaryota; Fungi; Ascomycota; Eurotiomycetes; Eurotiales; Aspergillaceae
Exons: 2
Coding region: 1-1965 (654 amino acids)
Source: RefSeq, a predicted model, not a curated record
AUGGAGUUGCUGAAAAAGUACAUAGAGGCAGACCCUUACAGUGCCGUCUUUGGGCGCCGAUUGGACCCGUUUCAGAAUUUCGAUAAGAACGAAACUUCAUUAAAUGGUUUCCUUCAGUCACUUACCAGUUUAAAAAAGCCACGCAAUGCUGGGCCGGGAGUAGACAAGCGGCAAACGAGAAGUGACGCCAAUCAUGCUGGAUUGCAGUACGACCCUAUUAGUGGACGCAUGGCGCCGGUACCACUGCCCGAUGUACUUGAAUCCGGCAAGCCGGAAGCAGAAAUCAACUCUCACAAAGUGGUUGACUGCCCCCCAGGUACUGAAGUCGACGCAAAAUUCGCUCACUGCCCAAGUUUGGCCGAGGAUGGACAGUUCCAGCCCGGAAACACGGAACUAAGUCCCAAAGCCCUGUCAAGUGCACAGUCAGCCAUUGACUGCCCUCCAGGCACUGAGCUAAAUGCACACUUUACCUCGACCCCUACCUCCCAGGAUGCACAGGACAGGCUUCAAGUCCCUCAGGAAACCAAACGAAAGCCCUCUGUAAAGACCGAUUGCCCUUCUGGAUCUGCAAACUCUCAGCCGGACACAUUCAUGGUCAACAGAAACACCAACAGACUAAAUCUGGAUGCCGGGUUGACUGCGGGCACUAAUGUGGAAUGCUCCCCGGGAAGUGAGCUGGAGGCCAAAUUCGUCUGUGAUUCUCCUAGUGGCCCUGUCAAGAGUUCUCCGUCUGGGUUGGAGACACAACCUCCGAGCAAACAAGCCGGUAUUUCAAUCGAUUGCCCACCAGGCAACGAGGUGGAUGCAAAGCUUUCUUCUGAUCUCCGUAGUCUCAAAUCUGAGCCUGACAGUCCUGUUCGUCAAACGACUGACACCGCCACUAUGACAGGCGCUCAAGAAAGCUUUGAGUGCUCUCCAGGCAGUGAGAUUGAAGCCCAUAUUUUAUCAGAGUCAGCCAGCCAGGACGUUGCCCAACCGGAAUCCCAGACCUCUGUUAAUUGUCCUCCUGGGAGCGAGCUAGAGGCCAGUUUUAUAUGCAACGCAACUUCAACAGAGGAAAAUCAAUUACGGCAAGAAGUACCUACUGGUCUUGAUACAUCUAGGAUAACCAACAAUGUUGUCGAUUGCACACCGGGGAAUGAAUUAGAGGCAAAAUUCAUUUCUGAGAUGGCGAAUUCUCAGGGUCCCAAUGAGUAUGAGGACCUGAGCGCCCUGGAUGCUAGUGAAAUUCGCUCUCGUUAUGCCUCUUUGGAACCGAAGGCGCAAGCCAAUCCGCUGGAUUUCGAUGCUUCCGAAGACCGUGUUGGUGACUUCAUUCUCGAAAGCCAGAACCUAGCCACUGAAAAAGGAGAGCAACCAGCAGCCUCCCAAACCCCUUCCCCUAAAUUCCACAUUCUGGCUCUUGAUACGUCGACGUCGCAAGUCUCAGUUGCACACACAGACUCAUUCUUCGGUGUCGAUGAAGAUAGUCGUCCAAGUGAAAUUCUGUCUCGACUGCAUAACCCUGCCAAAUUCCUGCCCUAUUUCGAGAAGAUGCAAGAAGAUGGUUAUGAAAUUGCAACAGGUGGAGGCAACAUUCUUGUCUUCCGAAAGACCCAAAGCACCCCUCGUCAUAUCCUCUCAAAUACUGCAAGAAACGAAGAACCAAAAAUUCACGCCGAAAUUGCCCAACAUCUCCGCCACGACUCAAUGGACUCCGCUACCACAUACGCUGGAGCCCCCCGGCAAUCCACCAGUGAGCCUCCUUCAGCAGCCGAAUCCUUUAGUCCCGAUCCCGAACCAACCACAAAAUCCGAGUCUUCGUUUCGCAAAACAGGCCGCAGAAUGCUCAUCGCAGGCACAGCCACCGCAGGAACGUGUUACGCCAUCGGGGUCAUGACCGAGUUCUUCCGCACCGGCGGAAGUGAUGGGCGGGGAAUUGAUGGAUUCACUGUGUUUGAGUCAGAUCGACGUCGCCGAGAGUAG